AUGCUCAGACUGUAUAAAAAUAGUGGGUUGGGUAAAAGGAUAUCAUCAAAUCCAAUACAACCAAGGCUAUUUCUAAAUAUAGUAAAUUAUUAUAAAAAUGAAAACAAUAACAACAAUAACAAUAAUAAUCAAAGAUCAUUUUCAACCAAUUUACCAUUAAUUAAUGAUGUUAAAAUUAAAAAUAAUAAUAACGACAAUGGUAAAGCUAGUUUAGAUGACUUUCAAAAAUUAUUUGGUGAAAAUAAAGAAAAUGAUGAAUUUUUUUCAAAAUUAAGUUGGUCAGAUGGUAUUUUUAAUCCAAUUGAUGAUAGUUUAAUUUCAUUUAAUUUGGAUGACGCUGGUGGUUUUAUUCGUGCACCGAAAAAUUUUGGUAAUAUCAAAUAUCGACCAAAUCGUAUCAAUAUUGAUCAUUUAAAAACGAGAAAAAGAAAUAAAGAAUUUGAAAUUUAUAAUUCACUUAAACCAAAGAUGACCAAAAAAGAAAUUGAAAAAAUAUUCAAUACCAAUGUUGAGCAACGACAACAUCAACUACAAAAAUCUACACACAACAGCAACGACAACACUAACAUCAAUAAUAAUACCAAUGAUAAAAAUAUAUGUAUAUUAGAAUCAAUUCAAACUUGUAUAGAUAGAUUUUCAUUUUUAAUUAAACCUGGUGAAUUGAAACCAUUUGAUAUUGUUAUGGUUUAUAAUGGUGAUGAAUUUCAUUCAAUUACUUUUGGUUAUAUUGAAGCUAUUGAUUAUAUUAAUAAUACAUUAAAAAUUGUACCAUCAACCAUUAAUAAUAAUAAUAAUAAUAAUAAUAAUAAUAAUUUAUCAAAAAAAGAUUAUUUAAUAACAGAUAUUUAUUGUUGUUUACCAUUAUCAGUUUAUAGAGAGAAUUUUGCUGAUAUUUAUGAUGAAUUUUUAAAAUCAUUACUUGAUAUGGAAAUAGUUUCAAAUCAAGAUGUUGAAAGUUUAUAUAAUUAUUUGAAUGAACAACAAGAACCAAUAAUAGUUUCAGAGAUUAUUUUAAAUUUCGUUUGUCAAGUAAUUUUAAAAGCUCAAGAACAAUUUUCAAAUAGAGAAUUAGAAUUUUUUAAUAAAUAUGGUAAAUCAACAAAUUCAGCAACUGAUAGUGUACCAAAUAAAGUGAUUAAUGGUUUAUCGGUGCUUGGCAACAUUGAUGAUUGGAAUACUGGAAUGAAUAUUCAAAACGAUAUUGAAUUGAAUGAAGCCGCAAGAAAAUUCUAUGAAAACAUUAGAUACAAAUCACCAUGGUCUGAUAUUAUAUUAUAUUUCUCAUUUAUUUCAACCGUAUCACAAAAUGUUCAUUACAAAUUGAAAUCAUUCGAUUACUUUCAAUUCAUAAAGGAAGAUGAAUUUUUAACGACUUUACAAAUUAAUACACUCCUUCAAAAUGAAUCAAAUUUUAAGUAUAUGUUAAUAUUUCAAAAGUAUUGUUUAGAGUUUAUGCUAAGCAAUGUAGAUGGUUUCAAUAUGGAUUCACCUCAUCUAAAUGAGACUUCAAGAUCAAUUUUAAAAGAUAUUUCCAUACCCUCAUUAUCAAGUCAUAAGAAUUGGUUGAAACUAGGCCUGGAUUCGUUAUCAGGUUAUCAAAAAACCGACCCAUUCAUACCAAGUGAAUUCUUUACAGAUUAUUUAGAUACAUUCAUUGAGUUACUUCACUUUAAUAAUCUUUCACGAUCACCAUCAAAUAGUUUAAAUGAAAAUAUAUCUAAAUAUCUUUUAGGUGAAAUCAUUAUCAAUGGUAAACAAUUCACUGAACCAUUAUGUGAAAACUUAUUCCAAAGAUUUAAACCAUUCAAAACCUCUUCAGAAUUUAAAAUGUUUUAUGAUGACUCAAUUCAUUUGAAAGAGAUACCAGAAACUAAAAAGAAUAAAGAAAAAUUCGUGUUUGAUCAUCAAAGAGUACUUAUAAAGAAAUUGUCAUUUUCAUUCAUUGAUAAUAAUUACAAUAAUAAUUGUGAUGCCAAUUUCUAUGGUGAAGAAAGAAUUAGAAUUAGUAGUCCAGAACCAUCCAUUGGUAUACUUGAUAAAAAUGAUGGUUCAAACUUCGUAGUGUUUGUAAAUAUACCAGAUUUUACUGAUUCAGUUGAAAAAUAUUCAAAUUUAGAUUCAAUUUCAAUGCUUAGAAGUCAAUCUAUAGAUUUACCAAAUAAAAGUUAUAAAAUGUUACCAAUUGGUACAUUGAAAGAUCUCAAACUUUAUGAAGAUAAGAAAAUUGGUUUCAAUAAAAAUAAAUAUAGAUCAGAGGAUUCUCUAAAUUAUGAUACUGCAACUGCUAAUCCUUAUUAUUCAAAAGUUGGUUUCGAUGAAUCCUAUAAUAGAAAAAAUGGAAAUAGAUGUCUCUCUUUGAUCAUUACAUUCGAUGGUAAAAAUGAUAAAGUCCUCUCAUUUGAAAUACUUCCUUCAAAUGUACAUAAAAUUAAAAUCAAUACAUUUUCAAAAUUCCAAAAAAUGAUUAAUCAGGAAUUCGUUGAAAAAGAUAAAUCAAUUUAUGAUUUAUUAAAAUUAUAUAGAAUUGCAAAAGUUUUAAAAAAAAGAAGAACUGCUAUGAAAAAUGCCGACCAAAAUCAAAUUAAACAAAACAAUUUAGAUUCCAAAUUUCUCUUUAAUAAAAGCAAAACUGUCAAAGAAAAAAAUAGAAUUAAAUUAGAUCAUAUCAAUCCAAAUUCUCAAGCUAGAAUAAUUUAUGACGAGUUUAAAUAUUUAACAAAUCAUUUAGUUGCAAAAUAUUCAUUAGCUCUUAAUAUAAAUACAAUUCCAUUAAUCAUACCAAAAGAAGCUAAAGAAAAUUAUGCUAAUUUUAUAAUUAAUAAUCAAAAUCAAUUAGAAUCUCUAGAAAAUAAUAAUAAUAAUAAUAAUAAUAAUAAUAAUGAUAAUAAUAAUAUUUUUAAUAGACCAUUUAUUACUUAUCCAAUUAAUGAAACUGGUUAUAAUAUUUAUACAAAUGCAUUCUCACCAUUAAGUAAUUAUUUAGAUUUAUAUGUAGCAAGAGAACUUAAAGAAUAUAAAAUGAAAAGUCAGUCUGAUGAAUCUUCCAAAAAACAAUCACCUGAAGAUUUAAGUUAUGCAAAUUAUGCUAAAAAUGCAAUUUUCCCAUAUUUAGAAAAAAAUUUAGAUCAUUUAAAUCAAUUUAAACAAGAAAAUAAUAAGGAGUGGUCAAAUUUGUAUCGUUUACAAGAAUAUUAUAAACAAAAACAAGAAGAAGUGGAAGAAGAGGAAGAAGAGGAAGAAGAGGAAGAAGAAUAA
Dictyostelium discoideum AX4 is the source of this 3255-nucleotide messenger RNA. RefSeq lists its product as hypothetical. Gene Ontology annotation, molecular function: RNA nuclease activity; RNA binding. Bases 1 to 3255 code for a protein of 1084 amino acids. The transcript has a single exon. Lineage: Eukaryota; Evosea; Eumycetozoa; Dictyosteliales; Dictyosteliaceae. The record is from RefSeq and is a predicted model, not a curated record.